AUGACUCUGUCAAAGAGGUAUUACUGCGUUGAGGCAAUAGAUGGAGAGACGGAAUGCUUUGUCAAUGACGGGUUCUGGUACACAGAGAAAGGCAUAAUUAUCAAAUGGAUCAUUCUCGCAGUCUUCUUCUUCAUAUUCUUCGGCUGGUUUGUCGGCGGCCGCAUCCACGCAAAGAGAAGGUUACGAAAGGGUCUUCCACUGCUAUCAUACCAUCGUUUCCUCGUCUCGUACCAAGAACGGCGACGCUUCGGCCAAGUGCCCCAGAACCACUUCACCUUUUACCAGACGCAAAACCCAUAUGCGCCGCCAAACGGUGGCGCAAACGCUCCCUACACACAGCGCCAGGACGGCGCAUGGUCGGAACCCCCGCCACUCUAUCAAAACAACGAUGCGCCACCCCAGUACUUCGCGCCGGCGGGCCCCGCAAAGACAGGCGCCACCCCCGGAGCGAGCAGCGCGCCAGAUGCCAUGGAAAUGGGCCAGUAUAGUGCUGGUGCCCCUCCGCCAGCGCAGGCUGGUCCCCAGCAGAGCGGCGUCGUGGGCUCAGAACAGCAGAGCGAGUCGGGACAUGUGCCUACACAGCCUCUGCCGCCGCGACCGGCUCAGGCCAAGAUUAUGGGUGUGUUUGGUAGGUUUAGGCGGUAA
Molecule: messenger RNA, 645 nt
Organism: Exserohilum turcica Et28A
Lineage: Eukaryota; Fungi; Ascomycota; Dothideomycetes; Pleosporales; Pleosporaceae
Exons: 3
Coding region: 1-645 (214 amino acids)
Source: RefSeq, a predicted model, not a curated record